Molecule: messenger RNA, 2187 nt
Organism: Nylanderia fulva
Lineage: Eukaryota; Metazoa; Arthropoda; Insecta; Hymenoptera; Formicidae
Product: lethal (2) 34Fd
Biological process (GO): maturation of SSU-rRNA from tricistronic rRNA transcript (SSU-rRNA, 5.8S rRNA, LSU-rRNA)
Cellular component (GO): 90S preribosome; nucleus; small-subunit processome
Molecular function (GO): protein binding
Source: RefSeq, a predicted model, not a curated record
UUGUCACGUGACUGAUUUUUAUAUAGUCGCUGGUUGUUGGCUGCUCGUAUCGAGUUUGUAUAAAUGAAUUUAUCCCGCACGUGUUUUCAAAAUAUAAUUUGUGUAUUCUGAAGGAAAGAUGCAGGUUUCCGCACCAAAUAAUAUAAAAAUUUACAACCUUAGCGCUGGGAAAUCUCUUCCCGAGUGGUUGUCCGAGCGAAAGAGAAGAAGUUUAUCAAAGAAGAAUAUCGAUGUACGACGACGUAUCGACCUUAUACAAGACUUUGACAUGCCUGGUGUGAGCACAUCUCUUAGGGUAUCCAAAGAUAAGCAGCAUAUUCUUGUAACAGGCAUUUACAAACCACGUAUAAAGUGUUUCGAUGUUCAUAAUUUGGCAUUGAAAUUCGAGAGGUGUUUCGAUUCUGAGGUGGUCACUUUUGAAAUACUAUCAGAUGAUUAUAGUAAAUUAAUAUUUCUACACUGUGAUCGUCAUGUUGAAUUUCAUGCUGCUUAUGGGAGAUAUUAUAGGCUCAGAGUACCAAACUUUGGAAGAGAUCUAAAAUACCAUUAUCCAUCAUGUGAUACAUUUAUUGUAGGCGAUAGUAAUAAGAUAUAUAGAAUAAAUCUUGAACGUGGUCAAUUUCUGCAACCAUUUGAAACGGAAGCGACAUCAAUAAAUAAAUGUGAAAUAAAUCCAUUGCAUCACUUACUCAUAGUUGGCACUCAGGAAGGAAAAGUCGAAGCUUGGGAUCCAAGAGUAAGGAAUAGAGUGGGUGUACUUGACUGUGCCUUACACUGUAUUACUCAAAACAACCUAGAAACAGUUCCUGCUAUCACGGCAUUGAAAUUUCAAGGAGGUUUGAAUUUAGGGGUUGGCACUUCAACAGGACAAAUACUAUUGUUUGACAUAAGAUCUAGUAAACCAUUUUUGAUUAAAGAUCAUAUGUAUGAUUUGCCAAUUAAAUCUAUAGAAUUUCAUCAAAAGAUGGAUCUUGUUUAUUCUAUGGAUAGUUCCAUUGUAAAGAUAUGGGAGAAGGAUACUGGAAAAAAUUAUACUUCCAUAGAGGCUCAAUAUGACUUUAAUGAUUUGUGUGUUAUACCAAAUACUGGAAUGCUCUUGAUGGCUAACGAAACUAAGAAGAUGCAAGUAUAUUACAUUCCCAGUCUUGGUCCUGCCCCUUAUUGGUGCAGUUUUCUCGACAAUAUUACAGAAGAAUUAGAAGAAUUGAAUUAUGAUAUUAUUUAUGAUGAUUACAAAUUUGUAACUGAAAAGGAAUUGGACGAAUUAGGUCUUUCACAUUUGAAAGGCACUAAUCUACUUAGAGCUUAUAUGCAUGGUUACUUUGUAGACAUACGAUUGUAUAGAAAAGCAAGAGAUGUAAUGAAACCAUUUGAAUUUGAAGAAUACAAGAAAAGAAGAAUCCGCGAGAAGAUUAAAGAGGAAACUGUUAGCAGAAUACAGGUACAAAAAUUACCAAAUGUGAAUCAAGAAUUAGCAUUGAAACUAAUGGAUAACACAAACAUUAAAAACAAGAAAAAACAAGCAUCUUCUAAUUUACUAAAAGACGAGCGAUUUAAAGCUCUCUUCAGCAAUCCUGAAUUCCAAAUUGAUAAGAAUUCUGAGGAAUAUGCUUUGUUAAAUCCUGUCGUUUCUCAACUUGAUAAAAAUAAAGCUAAAAAAUUAAAGCAACAAUUGGCACAAGAGGAAGAGGCACAAGAUAAACCUGAUGAAGAUGAACCUCAAGGUAAUAGUUCGGAUGAAAGCUUUAUACAUGAUAGUCCUGACGAUGAUAGUUCAGAUGAUGAUAAAAUGUGGGUUAAAGAAGUGCGAAAGAAUUAUCGAUCAAUAAAAAGAAAUCAAAGAGAGGAAGAGCAAAAUAGUGAUGACGAAGAUAAUGAUGCAACUACAAAGAAUGAAACGAAAUUAGAUAAAAUUAAGAAUGAUGUAAAGUUCCAGGAGGGUGGACUGGAGAAAAAGAAACAGAACAAAGCGACAUUUGGCGAGAGAUUAGAAAAUGAAGAGAUACAUAAUGUUAAAGUGUCUGGUUCACGUGGUAGUAGAGAGAUGACUUUCGUCGUUGGAAAGAGAAAACGACCCGCAGAAAUAAAACAUCAUCGGAGAGAAUACAACGUGUUACGACCUGCAAGAAGUAUUUUCAAAAAGAAAUAUUAGUGUUUACAAAUUAACGCUUAAAUCUUUUUGUAAAU